This is a messenger RNA of Biomphalaria glabrata, 5002 nucleotides long. Its product is annotated as protein ECT2-like. Lineage: Eukaryota; Metazoa; Mollusca; Gastropoda; Planorbidae. Gene Ontology annotation, cellular component: nucleus; cell cortex. The coding region runs from base 110 to 2749 and encodes 879 amino acids. Gene Ontology annotation, biological process: intracellular signal transduction; mitotic cytokinesis; nervous system development. The transcript is spliced from 23 exons. Gene Ontology annotation, molecular function: guanyl-nucleotide exchange factor activity; GTPase activator activity. The record is from RefSeq and is a predicted model, not a curated record.
UACACUAGAUUUGAUUAGCUACCAUUUUUGACUCGGAAGUAAAAAUGUACCCAAUGAAAAUGCCAUUUACAAGUGCCGCCGCGAUAUUUGAAGUAUUGCGGUAGUAAAAAUGGCCGAUUCCGGGAGUACUCGGCAAGAUGAUGUAACUAUGAAAAUUGUUUUAGUUGGGGAGGAUACACAUAACUUGGAAGAUGUUGCUAGGAAAAUUAAAGGCGUUUCAGAAAUUUACAAAUCCGAGACAGGACUUGAAUUUGUCAAAGACGCAUGUGAGUGUGAAUUGUCCUUUGUGCUGGGAAACUUUGAAGGUGAACUGUUUACCAAAUUGCAUCGUGCUCAAGUCAGAAUCAUAGGCCCUCCAAUAAUUCAUAGAUGUGUACGAGAUAGUUUGCCACUGCCUUUAAAUGUUCGCCCUUUAUUCACUUGGUCCAUGCAGGAUUUGGUGGUUUGUUUUACUGGGUUUAAAAACAAAGCUAAAUUGAUUUGGCUUGUUGAUCAUGUUCACUAUAUGGGAGGUAGCGUUAGAAAAGAUGAGAGCAUUAAAAUUACUCACAUGGUGGCCAACAUCACUCACGGUCGCAAAUAUAGGUAUGCAGUAAACAUGGGCAAGCCUAUAAUGAGUGAAGAUUGGAUCAACAGGUUGUGGUCAGAUCGCAUUGAUAUUGAUUCCACUGCUGAUCAUCCAAAGAUGAUUGCUUACAGAAUGAAACCCUUCUAUGAAUGUUGUCUCAGUUUUUUGGGGUUUUCUGCUGAAGAACAGAGACAUAUGGAGGAACUUACUAUUGAGAAUGGUGGAACCUUUGCAGAACCAGGGAAUGAAGACACUACCCACUUGGUGAUAGAUGAUCAGAACAUUAAAGAAGUCCCACAAGAUAUUACUGUCACUGCUAAAGUAUUUUUAGUCCGAGGGGAGUGGUUCUGGGGUUGUAUUCAAAUGGCAGCAUGUGCAGAUGAGCAAAUCUAUACAUUUGAAAAGAUGUCCACACCUGCUAGGUAUCAACGCAACAAUAAUGCGAUGGCCAAAAAUCGCAAAAGGAAACGAUUGCAAGAACUGGUGGCUGAAACAGAAGGCUCACCUUUUAUGGCAUACAAACGGCGCUCAUCCUCUACAGAUAUUAGUGCCACAUCCAUGAGUCCAGACUCCUUCUUAGACUUGACCUACACUCCAGACAAAUCUGACACUUUACUAGCGGAACUAAAAUUAGAGAAUAAAGAAGAUGGUGGAAAAUACAGUAAACGACGUAUGGUGGUUAUGGAAUUAUUACAGACAGAACAAAACUACGUCGGUAUCCUACAAACUAUCUUAAAUACAUUCAAAGCACAAAUAGAAAAACCAGAUCAGUAUAAUGGACCUAUUCUAGCCCAACAAGACACAAAGAUCAUCUUUGGUAAUAUCCCUCCAAUUUAUGAGGCCCACUGCAAGCUGAGGGAUUCAUUGCUGUAUUUGGUAGAGCACUGGUCAGAAAACAACAGCAUUGGUGAUUGUCUUCUUAAACGGGCUGAUGAAUUGAUGAAAGCAUAUCCCCCCUUUGUAAAUUUUUUUGAAAAUACCAAAGAAACAAUUCAGAAAUGUGAUCACUCAAAUCCUAGAUUUCAUGCUUUUUUGAAGUUGUGCUUGAGUAAACCAGAAUGUGGCAGACAGUCAUUGCAAGAAUUACUUAUUCGUCCAGUCCAAAGAUUGCCAAGUAUUGUUUUGUUGUUACAAGAUUUAUUAAAGCGUACAGAUGCAAGCAAUCCUGACAAGGUGAAACUAGAGCAGGCCAUUGAGAAAGUGAAAAACAUAAUGACACACAUCAAUGAGGAUAAAAGGAAAACAGAAAGUCAAGUGGUUAUGUUUGAUAUUGUUAACGAUAUAGAUAAUUGUCCAGCAACACUUUUGUCAGCUAAUCGCCAUUUUGUGAUGAAAGUGGAUGUGAUGGAGCUGUCUGGGAACCUUUCAUCUCGUGGAGAUCCUUUGACUUUAUUUGUUUUCUCUGACAAUGUUGAGAUCUGCAAGAGGAGGAUGAAAAUCUUAGGGUCCACUUCACGCAGCCCUGCAAUUCAGAAUCACAAAACUCCACAGAAAGCCUACAAACAUUUGGAAAUGAUUUCUAUGACUUCCAUCAAAAGAGUGUUGGAUGUGGAUGAAACUGAAGACUGUAGACUGGCAUUUGGUUUGAUCUGUAAAGACAGUGCCCAGACAAAGGAAAAAUUGUACAGCUUCACAUUGGCAAUGGAUGAUAUUUCCAAAAAUGAAGUUCUCACAUGUAUCUGUAAAAACUUAGCUAUCGUACUGUGUCGACCUGACAUUGAGACAUUCUUAGCUAAAGUCAACGGAGAGGAACUUAACAUUAAUACUAAAGAUCUUCACAAAGGAAACAAGGCAUUAAAAUUCAGUCGCAGAGUCAGUCGAGCAUUCUCCUUUAACAAAACUCCCAGCAAGCUGAAGAGAGCAGUGUCAGGUAUGGUCCAUGGUUUGAGUCCAUUUGUCAGGGACUCCAAACAGUUCAAUGGCACUGGAGUUCGUAAACUUGCCAGCACUUUUGAUUUGACUGAAAGACUUGAUGAUGAUAGUGAUACUAUGAGUCUGGGAGCCUACUCUUUGCAGGAGGAAGGCAUCUCACCAAGUACAUCCAUCAUAGGCUCACCUCAACGAUUAUCCAAACCUAGUCACAUUUUUGUCACACCUUCAAAGUCAGCGGCUAAAGCUGUGAAGACCCCCAAAUGGGCCACCAUUGGGCCCAGUUCUGCCAGUAAAACAAAGUAUUUGUAGUUGUCUGCUGGUGUAAUACACAUGCUCUGAACACUUUUAGAUUAUAAUAUACUCUCAUGAAGCACGUACAAGAUUUGUUUUUUUACAAGGAGUUUCAGGAACAUUUUCAUGAUGAUUGUAAUUAAUGGACUAUCAUCUUGGAAGACAGAAAGAGGUCUUAAUUUUUCAAAGCAUGCAAUUAAAAUAAUUUCUACACUGAGGUUUAAACAAACCACUUUUAAAUUCAGGGACUAACCACAAAUAAGGAACAUUAUCAUUUUUUGUUAGCAAUAGCUUGCUUCUGGCAAGGGGUAAGUCUUGUGAUCAGAAAGAGGUUAAAUGCUGUUGAAUGUGUGGUUAUGUGUGAAAGUGUUGAUGAACAGAGAAGCCUUACACAUGUUGAUCUGUAAUCACUUGUAUUUUUAUGUGCAUAAUGUGUAUUAUAUAUUGAACAGUGUUAAGUUGUAAAUAUAUGGAUAAAUGAUCACUGGGUGCGUAGAAUGUCAAUCAGUCCCUUACAGCUAUUGAGCCACUGAUAUAUAUAUAUAUAAAUAGAACCACACUAAAGCUGUAUGGCCCCAUUUUUUCACUCUUACUCAUCGCCUUCGAUCAUACAAACCCUUUUUUUUUUUAAAUUGUUAGUUAACUUGAAAGGAGAUGCUUACUUUUUUUUUCUGUUAAAUUCUAAUCAUUUUUUUUGAAAUUCUAUACAAAUAAUGCAUCUUUGAUGCCUAAUGGUGUGUAUAGUUUAUUUCAUUUAAUAGUAGUUUAAAUGACAUACAUGUUCAGAUAUCUGUUGAAAAUCCUGAUUCUUUCAAGCAGCUCCUGUACUGAGACUACAGCUACUUUAUCAAUGUUAUUGAAUUGUUUGACCCUAGAUCUGUUGUAUAUAUUCAUGUUUGACAUUUAGAUCUACAUUCCAUCUUUCUUUUAAAUCUUGAUCUUUCUGCAUUUUAAUUUGUCUCUGUUUCACUCUCCUUACGGACCAGACCAUACAAAUGUUCUAGUUUAUUUUUUUAUUUUUUUUUGAAGGAGGGAAAGAAAACAAAAAUAACCAAAUUAUGAGCUCUAGAUUACAAUAUUUCAACCAUGUCAGCUCACACAGCAGUAUUAAGAAUAUUAUCUGUCUGCUCUUCUCUUCCCAAUAUGAUCCUUAUUUCUCCUUUGGUAUUUGUCUACUGGUAUGUAAGCAGAAGACUGGUACAUCUUUCACACAGAAAUACAGUAAUGGCACCCUUUAUAGGAGUGUAUCAACUGCUAACCUAAUCUCUUCCCUUCACUUGGUUAUGGGAGAGUUGCUGAACAAACCCACGGAGAAGUGACAUUAGUACAUCACUAGUCUAUCACUUUCCAAUUGUCAAGAAACACAUUUGCUCUAAGAUGCAGAUUUCUCACCCAUCUUGGAAUUUUAAAAAAAUGCAUUUAAGGUUUGAAAAACUCAGUAUAUUGUUGUUUAACUACAUCUUUUAUCCAUUAGCUCCUACUAAUAUGUAUCUAAAGCAUCCAUUAAUAACACUAGACUUCAAUGGUUGUUACCUUUAAUCAAGAACAGUAUUGUAAAUAUAUUGAAUUCUAUGGUGCCUUCAAAUUCUUGUUUUGUAUCAAUAAAAAUGGAGUCUAUUAUUUAUAUUGUACAUUUCUAUAAAAGUAAAUGGAAAAAUUUGGUUAGCAGUAAAGAAUUUCAUGUCAAAACAAAAUGUUGUAACAACUUAGAGUGGUGUAAAUCCCGAUUCAACCUGAAACAUUUACCUUCGACUUUUUGAAGAAAUAAUUCUAUUAAUAAUGACUAUGCUUCUUGUAGAGCAUUUGGACAUUAUACUGUAUAAUUAAAGAAUGAAAUGGUCUAGUUUUGGAAAUCUUGGCUGCUUUAUUUACCAUAAGAGCAUAUAUUGGUGGUGGGGGGGGGGGGGGGUUGUUAAUGCUUGGAUAUUCCUGAUAAGAAUUAAUUUCUCAUGUUUCUGUGUAUUUGACAUGAUUCUACUCAGUUACCAUACUCUCAUUGUUCAGUCAGUCUUACUAUGCUGUCUCUGUAUUUGUAUUAUGCAAGACUAAAUAACUAACAUAUCUGAGACAUUCUAAGGCUCAUGUUUUUGAAUAUCUAUUUGUAUUUACUUGAACUAAUGGUUGUGCUAAUUGUAAUAACUUACCCAUUUUGCUUUAACAUGGAUUCAAAUAACUGCUGCCACCCGUUAUUUCUGAUACAUUUUUGUUUUUAAACUGAACAAGACGGAAAUGUUUAUUUAGACUAGCUGUACCUAAACACAUGCAAUCAUG